AUGAAUAAAAUGGAUGACCAAUUGGCCGAAUGCCGGGAGAUUUUUUGUUAUUUUGACUCAAAAGGAGAUGAAAAAAUAAAUGUUAAACAAGUUGGUGAUGUACUUCGAGCUUUAGGUCAAAAUCCAACUGAGGCUGAGAUUCACAAAUGUUGUGAAAAUUGGACUAAUCCUGAGGCGCGUAUUUCUUUUGAAGAAUUUGUUCCCAUCUAUCAAGCAGUCAGCAAAAAUUCGGGACAAUUUACUAAAGAACAAUUCGUUGAAGGACUUUCUCAUUUUGAUCGAGAAGGAAAUGGGACUAUUGCUUUAAAACAUUUGUUGACAACUUUGGGGGAACGUCUUAGCGAUGAGGAAGUUGAGCAACUUUUGGCUGGUCAUGAGGUCGCUAAUGGUGGUUAUGUUAAUAUUGAAUCUUUUGUUGAGGCUAUUAUUCACCGGUAAAUAGUGAAAUAAAAAACUAAUAAUUUUUGAAAUAUAACCAGAAUUUGGGGAUAAGUUUAAUAUUAGAACAAAUAAUUAGGAAUUUUGAACUUUAUUGGACCUUUUUCAUUUUUCCCUCUUUUAUUUUCAUGGAAGGCGAGCCUGACCUAAAUGUGGAGGCAGAAUAUUAUCC
This is a messenger RNA of Meloidogyne enterolobii, 610 nucleotides long. The record is from the annotation of a GenBank genome assembly. NCBI's taxonomy places the organism in Eukaryota, Metazoa, Nematoda, Chromadorea, Rhabditida, Meloidogynidae.